Messenger RNA from Coregonus sp. 'balchen', 735 nucleotides. NCBI's taxonomy places the organism in Eukaryota, Metazoa, Chordata, Actinopteri, Salmoniformes, Salmonidae. The record is from the annotation of a GenBank genome assembly.
AUGGAGUCUUUGAAUGCCGUAGAGCUCCAUGAAUUGGGGGAUGGGGAAAAGCGCGCUGCCUACGAGGCCGCUACAACUCCGCGACAAGGACCUCGGACAGCGGCCAGAGCUGGAAUCGAGAACAGGUCAUAUCAGGAGGAAGAGCACGAGAUGAGGUUCAGUGGCCCAGCCAGCUCGAGUCUUCAUCGGUCCAUUUCUAAUGAUAGGGGCUACCAGACACAACCCCAGCCUUUCCAGCGAGAUGAGCUGUCACUCCGGUCUGAGGAGGGCCAUGUGACUGACUUCAAUGACCAUUCUGUCGACUAUGGGUUCAUAUUUGCCCUGUUGUUCUUGGUGAGUGGAAUAGUACUGGUGAUCAUUGCCUACACCAUCCCCCGAGAGGCUAAGGUCAACCCGGACCUGGUGUCAGCUCGUCAGAUGGAGAAACUGGAGAUGUACUAUGCACAACUGGGCUCACACCUCGACAAGUGUAUCAUAGCAGGCCUGGGACUGUUGACUCUAGGCGGGAUGCUCUUGUCCAUCUUGCUAAUCGUGUCCAUAUGCAAAGGUGAGCUGUACGGCCAGAGGACUUUUGUCCAACCCACGAAGACAUAUGGGUCGAUUCACCUGCGGAUGAGACAGUUGGGCGAGGGGGGAGAAUCUCUGGUUGAAUGUGAACCUAGUCACACUGGCACCACAGCUCCAGCCACAAGUACAGAUGGAACACAGGUGUCUAGUGGGACCCAACAGGAGUAG